GCUGUUUCAAAAUUUAAUUAGUAAAGUUGGGUGCGUAUUUUAAAAUUCUUGAUGAAUAUCGUUCUGGAGAGUAGUAUGAGUUACGUGUAUAUCAAAUAUGGCGGCAGGCUCGGUCGGUAAAGCAGUCGCCCCGGUCCGGUGGGUGCUGCGACACGCAAGCUCCACAGGUAGGUUAAGAUUCACGGUCUGCCGCAUUUGGCUGGGCCGAGCGCUCCCGACGCGGCCCGUGCGCGACAUGCGAAGGAUCUGUGACGUGCAGUGCCUGUGACAAAGUGCCCGUGACCCCAGUGUGUGACAUGCCUCGCAGCCCCUAGCCCGCCACCCUCACGGAUCUUAACGAUCGGACCGGUGAUCACAUGCCGUCGCCAUGGUGAUCGUUACCAGGGGUGACUACAUAUGGAUCGAGCCGGUGUCAGGGCGCGAGUUCGACGUCGCCAUCGGCGCGCGUGUGCUCGCGGCCGAGGGCCGGCGCAUCCGCGUGCGCGACGACGACGGCCAGGAACAAUGGCUGCCGCCGGAGAGGAGGAUCAAGGCCAUGCACGCCACCUCCGUGCAUGGCGUGGAGGACAUGAUCUCGUUGGGAGAUCUGCAUGAAGCGGGGAUAUUGAGGAACUUGCUUAUAAGAUACAACGAGAAUCUCAUUUAUACAUACACGGGGUCAAUAUUAGUAGCAGUGAACCCCUACCAAAUCCUGCCCAUCUACACAGCGGAUCAGAUCAAGUUGUACAAAGAGCGCAAGAUCGGUGAGCUGCCACCGCACAUCUUCGCGAUCGGCGACAAUGCGUACGCGCACAUGCGCAGAUACGGACAGGACCAGUGCAUUGUCAUUAGUGGGGAGUCUGGUGCGGGGAAGACGGAGUCUACGAAGCUAAUUUUGCAGUAUCUAGCUGCUAUCAGUGGGAAGCAUUCUUGGAUUGAACAACAGAUCUUAGAAGCUAACCCAAUUCUAGAAGCAUUCGGUAACGCCAAAACAGUCAGGAACGACAACUCCUCCCGCUUCGGAAAAUACAUCGACAUACAUUUCAACAGCAGCGGGGUCAUUGAGGGCGCCAAAAUAGAGCAAUACCUAUUGGAGAAGUCCAGGAUAGUUUCCCAGGGAAAUGAUGAGAGGAACUAUCACGUGUUCUACUGUUUACUAGCUGGUCUAUCUAAGGAAGAGAAGAAGAAAUUGGAGCUGGGAGAACCAAAGGAAUAUAGAUACCUCUCUAUGGGUGGCAGUUUUACGUGUGAAGGCAGAGACGAUGCCGCCGAAUUCGCUGAUAUACGGUCAGCUAUGAAGGUGUUGCUCUUUACUGAACCAGAAAUAUGGGAAAUUCUGAAACUACUAGCUGCAGUGCUCCACUGUGGAAAUAUCAAAUAUGAAGCAACCGUUGUAGAUAAUUUGGAUGCGACAGAAAUUAUUGAGCAAGCAAACGUAAAAAGAGUUGCUAAUCUUCUAGGAGUGCCCAUGCAGUCUUUAAUUCAGGCACUCACGAGAAAAACACUCUUUGCACACGGAGAGACAGUCGUUUCUACAUUAAGCAAAACCCAAUCAGUGGACAUUAGAGAUGCCUUUGUAAAAGGAAUCUAUGGAAGACUUUUUGUCACCAUCGUAAAGAAAAUUAACGCAGCUAUAUACAAACCCAAAGCCACAACGCGAACUGCUAUUGGUGUUCUAGAUAUAUUUGGAUUCGAGAAUUUCGAUCAAAAUAGCUUUGAACAAUUUUGCAUUAAUUUUGCCAACGAAAAUCUUCAACAAUUUUUUGUGCGGCACAUAUUCAAACUAGAACAAGAAGAAUACAAUCACGAAGGGAUUAACUGGCAGCAUAUAGAAUUCGUCGACAAUCAAGACGCGCUAGAUUUAAUAGCUCUUAAACAAUUGAAUAUUAUGGCUUUAAUAGACGAGGAAUCAAAAUUCCCAAAAGGCACUGACCAAACUAUGUUAGCAAAACUACAUAAAACGCACGGACUGCAUAGGAACUAUUUGAAACCAAAAUCGGAUAUUAAUACAAGUUUCGGGCUCAACCACUUCGCUGGUGUCGUAUUUUAUGACACUAGAGGAUUUUUAGAAAAAAAUCGAGACACGUUCAGUGCUGACCUUUUACAACUCAUUCACGUAUCAACCAAUAAAUUCUUGCAAACUAUUUUCCAAGAUGACAUCGUAAUGGGAUCCGAAACCAGAAAGCGAACUCCGACACUAUCAACGCAGUUUAAGAAGUCGUUGGACUUGCUUAUGAGGACGUUAGGGACGUGCCAGCCAUUCUUCAUUCGGUGUAUAAAGCCAAACGAAUUUAAAAAGCCGAUGUUGUUCGACCGAGGGCUGUGUUGCAGACAACUGAGAUACUCUGGUAUGAUGGAAACGAUAAGGAUUCGAAGAGCUGGAUACCCAAUUCGACACAGUUUCAAAGAGUUCGUGGAAAGAUAUAGAUUCUUAAUAUCUGGAGUUCCACCCGCACACAAAACUGACUGCAGAAUGGCAACAGCGAAGAUCUGCGCAUCUGUUCUCGGCAAAUCAGAUUAUCAACUAGGUCAUACCAAAGUAUUUUUGAAGGACGCCCACGAUUUGUUCUUGGAACAAGAAAGAGAUAGAGUACUUACACGAAAGAUCUUAAUUCUUCAGAGGUCUAUUCGUGGGUGGGUGUACCGACGCCGCUUCCUGAAGAUGAGGGCAGCAGCCGUUCUGAUCCAGCGUCAUUGGCGAGGCAAGUUGCAGAGACUGCGGUACAACAAGAUGAAAGUGGGUUACGCUAGGCUGCAAGCCUUGAUUCGUGCCAGAGUGCUGGCGCACAGGUUCAGGCAUCUUCGAGGCCAUAUUGUGUCUUUGCAGGCAGCAGCUCGCGGCUACCUCGUUCGCCGUUCGUACGGCCACAAGAUGUGGGCGAUCGUGAAGAUCCAGAGCCACGUGCGUCGUCUGAUCGCCAUGCGGCGUUACAAGCGACUGCUCAAGGACGCUCGCGAGCAUACCGAGGCGCUGCGUCUGCGGCGCGUUGAGGAGCAGCGGCUGCAGCACCAGGGCAACACGCGCGCCAAAGAGAUCGCUGAGCAGAAUUAUCGGGAACGCAUGUAUGAGUUGGAACGGCGCGAUGCUGAACUAGCCCUGGAAGAGAAGCGACAGCUGGAAGCAAAGCGGGCGCUCGUGCAGGAGGCGACGAGGAAGCAGGACGAACCGGUGGACGACAGCAAGCUGGUUGAAGCCAUGUUCGACUUCCUGCCAGACUCCAGCAGCGAGGCGCCGGCGCCGAAGGAUACUUCGGUGUUCAGCGACCUGCCGCAACCAAGAGCGGACCAGCAAGAGAUGGUAACACCAAUGCAAACAACAUCAGAAGACGAAGAGGAUCUCUCCGAAUUCAAAUUCCAAAAGUUUGCAGCUACAUAUUUCCAAGGAAAUGUUACUCACCAAUAUUCUAGGAAGCCGCUGAAGCAUCCCUUAUUGCCACUUCACACGCAAGGAGAUCAAUUGGCUGCCCAAGCGUUAUGGAUCACCAUUCUGCGCUUUACGGGUGAUCUCCCAGAACCCAGAUACCACACGAUGGACAGAGACAACACGUCAGUAAUGUCCAAAGUGACCGCGACACUUGGCAGGAACUUUAUCAGGUCCAAAGAGUUCCAGGAGGCACAAAUGAUGGGGGUCGAUCCUGACGCCUACCUUAACAAACAGAAGCCGAGGUCAAUCAGACACAAGUUGGUGUCGCUGACGCUGAAGCGAAAGAACAAGCUUGGCGAAGAUGUUCGACGAAAAUUACAGGAUGAAGAAUAUACGGCAGACAGCUACCAGUCCUGGCUGGAAUCACGUCCUACGUCUAACUUAGAAAAACUUCACUUCAUCAUUGGCCACGGAAUCCUUCGCGCGGAAUUGCGAGAUGAAAUUUACUGCCAAAUAUGCAAACAAUUGACGAAUAAUCCAUCAAAAUCAUCUCACGCAAGGGGCUGGAUCUUACUCUCCUUAUGUGUGGGAUGCUUCGCUCCGAGUGAGAAAUUCGUGAACUAUCUGAGAGCUUUUAUCAGAGAGGGUCCACCCGGAUAUGCACCUUACUGCGAAGAUCGUCUUAAAAGAACGUUUAACAACGGCACACGAAACCAACCGCCUUCGUGGUUGGAACUUCAGGCAACAAAAUCUAAAAAACCUAUAAUGUUGCCAAUUACGUUUAUGGACGGUAACACAAAAACCUUGUUAGCCGACUCCGCAACAACAGCCAGAGAAUUGUGCAAUCAGUUGUCGGAUAAGAUUGGCUUGAAAGACCAGUUUGGUUUUUCUCUCUACAUUGCUCUGUUUGAUAAAGUUAGUUCACUGGGAAGUGGAGGUGACCAUGUGAUGGAUGCGAUUUCGCAAUGCGAGCAAUACGCCAAAGAGCAAGGCGCACAAGAAAGAAAUGCACCAUGGAGAUUGUUCUUUAGGAAAGAAAUCUUCGCACCCUGGCACGACCCCACUGAAGACCAAGUAGCCACGAAUCUCAUUUAUCAACAAGUUGUCAGGGGUGUUAAAUUCGGCGAGUACAGGUGUGACAAAGAAGAAGACUUAGCGAUGAUUGCAGCUCAACAAUAUUACAUUGAGUAUGGCCAAGAUAUGAACACCGAGCGGUUAUACACGUUAUUGCCUAACUAUAUACCGGAUUACUGUCUAACAGGGGUUGAAAAAGCAGUGGACCGAUGGGGUGCUUUAGUAGUGCAGGCUUAUAAGAAAAGUUAUUAUGUGAAAGAGAAAGUUCCUACGUACAGAGUGAAAGAAGACGUUGUUAGUUACGCGAAGUUCAAGUGGCCACUGUUGUUUUCUAGAUUUUAUGAGGCUUACAGAAAUUCUGGACCGAAUUUACCCAAAAAUGAUGUCAUUAUUGCUGUAAAUUGGACAGGUGUGUACGUAGUAGAUGACCAGGAGCAAGUGUUAUUAGAGUUAUCUUUUCCGGAAAUUACCACAGUGGCAAGUCAAAAAACAAAUAAAGUGUUUACGCAGACCUUUAGUUUGUCUACGGUCCGAGGGGAAGAGUUCACAUUCCAAAGUCCGAAUGCUGAAGAUAUUCGGGAUUUAGUGGUGUACUUCUUAGAAGGACUGAAAAAGAGGUCUAAAUUUGUGAUAGCAUUACAAGACUAUAAGGCUCCUGGCGAAGGUUCCAGUUUCUUAACAUUCCAAAAAGGAGAUCUGAUUAUUCUAGAAGAGGACAGCACUGGCGAGUCUGUACUGAACAAUGGUUGGUGUAUCGGCCGGUGUGAGAGGACUGUGGAGCGAGGUGACUUCCCAGCAGAAACAGUUUAUGUGUUGCCUGCUCUGACAAAACCACCACCUGACAUACUAGCACUGUUUUGCAUGGAAGGUGCGUCACAUGGGCGCCGCGUGCCGACCGCGACGCUAAACGGAACUGAAACAAGAGAUAAACCCCACACGUUAAUAGAAUACGCCAUGGACCAUUUCAGAUUGCCACCGAAACGCACAGUCUCCAAAGCACUUACCCUAUCAACAGCGAAGAGAGGAGGCACCGAAGAAUUAUGGCGACAUUCGAGGGAGCCUAUUAAACAACCGUUGUUAAAGAAAUUGCAAGCCAAAGAGGAACUCGCCGAAGAAGCUUGCUUCGCGUUUACCGCUAUCCUAAAGUACAUGGGAGAUUUGCCUUCAAAACGGCCUCGAAUUGGGAAUGAAUAUACUGACCAUAUUUUCGACGGCCCCCUGAAGCAUGAAAUACUACGAGAUGAAAUAUACUGCCAAAUAAUGAAACAAUUGACUGACAAUAGGAACAGAAUGUCCGAAGAAAGGGGUUGGGAAUUGAUGUGGCUCGCCACAGGCUUGUUCGCGUGUAGCCAAGGACUGCUCCGAGAGCUGACACUGUUCCUUAGGACUAGAAGGUAUCCAAUUGCUCAAGACUCACUCCAAAGACUUCAGAAAACUUUAAGAAACGGACAAAGAAAAUAUCCUCCACACCAAGUGGAAGUAGAAGCCAUUCAACAUAAGACUACUCAGAUAUUCCAUAAAGUUUACUUCCCCGACGAUACGGACGAGGCUUUUGAAGUAGACUCGUCAACGCGAGCGAAAGAUUUCUGUCAGAAUAUCGCGCAGAGACUGAAUCUCAGAUCUAGUGAAGGCUUCAGUUUGUUCGUUAAGAUAGCUGAUAAGGUGAUCUCGGUGCCGGAGGGAGAUUUCUUCUUUGACUUCGUGCGACAUCUCACGGACUGGAUCAAAAAAGCGCGCCCUACCCGAGAUGGCAUUACACCACAAUUCACUUAUCAGGUAUUCUUCAUGAAGAAGCUGUGGACGAACACGGUGCCAGGCAAGGACCGUGCGGCGGACGUGAUCUUCCACUUUCACCAGGAGCUGCCAAAGCUGCUGCGCGGCUACCACCGCUGCGGGCGCGAGGAGGCCGCCCGGCUGGCCGCGCUGGCGUACCGCGCCCGUUUCGGGGAAAACAAACAGGAGCUGCAGGCGAUACCACAAAUGCUCCGCGAGUUGAUACCAGCAGACCUAAUAAAGCUGCAAAGCUCUGCCGACUGGAAACGCGCCAUCGUGGCCUCUUACAACCAGGAUGCUGGCAUGACCCCUGAAGACGCCAAGAUCACGUUCCUCAAGGUCAUCUACCGGUGGCCGACCUUCGGCUCCGCGUUCUUCGAGGUCAAGCAGACGACCGAGCCCAAUUAUCCGGAGCUGCUGCUCAUCGCCAUUAACAAGCAUGGCGUCAGUUUGAUUCACCCGCAGUCUAAGGACAUUCUGGUGACACAUCCGUUCACCAGGAUAUCAAAUUGGUCAUCCGGCAACACGUAUUUCCACAUGACCAUAGGCAACCUUGUUCGCGGCUCCAAGCUUCUCUGCGAGACAUCUCUCGGGUACAAGAUGGACGACCUCCUAACGUCAUACAUCUCCCUUAUGCUCACCAACAUGAACAAGCAACGGUCUAUGCGUGUCAAGUGAAACGGGUUUGUUCCACAGAUAAUGCUAAGGCGGGACUGAACUGCUUUCUGAAGCUGCACCUUACUCACAUCCUUUAUUCUGCAGUAAGUCAUUUCAAGGUCAUGAUGGAACGCAACUGUUUGAUUGAACAGGGUAGCAACACAUAACUCUUUUCCACCAUUCUGUCUGACGAUAGCGGCAUCGUUUACCAGAUCAUCACGGAAAGACGUGUGUGGGGUACUUAAUAUUCUAGUGAACGAAUGGUUGUCUAUACUUAAAUGCGUGCGAAUGUCCGGAACUAUUGGUACCCAUUUUAAUUUUUGGAAACUAAAGUUUAUGAACUUUUAUCGGUGCGUGUUUUCUAGUUAGAUGCGUUUAAUUAAAGGAUGUGGAUAUAUAAUGCUUAUAAAUACUGUGUAUGUUGGUACAUAUAAGAAUGUUUUGCAUGGUAAAAUAGUUUUAGGUAUAGUCGUUAGAUUUGUAGCUGGCCCCGAACGGCUUAUCCUUUGUCUAUUGUUAACUAAAACCGCGCGUGCCACUACCUGCAAAAAAAGGGUCCGGUCACUUUAACCGGUUAUUGAAUUCCAACUCCUAUGGAAAUUGAAAUAAGAUUCAAAAUGAACAAAUGGAAAAAUAAUUUGCGUUUUCUUGUGUGAUCCCUCUACGGUUACUGAGUGCCGGCGAGUCGAACGCUACCGAACCAGUCUAAAAUGUGUCCUCAAUAUGCGGAACAAAGGCGCGUUAUCGGAGAGCGCACCUACACUGGUUUUUUGAGCGUUGGACUAGCCCGCGCUCAGGUGCCAAUUAGAAUCAUACGACCCUUUUUUUGCAGGUAGUGGCACGCGCGGUUUUACUUAACAAUAGACAAAAGAUUAGCCGCUCCGGGCCAGCUUCAAAUCCAACAACUAUACAUCACAAUGGUAUUGUGAACUGUUAAACAACUUACGAAUUGGUUAGGUGUAAGGAAAGCGGUAAUUUUUACCGAGAAAUAAAGGUAGUUGCACAAAGUUAAUAACAAUAGCAAUUCAAUUCAUUGAGUAUAGCAAUUAAAUAUGAAACCUUGUCUGGAGGAUUGUAAUUAAGUCGUAUCCGUCCAUAAUUUAUUUUUAUAUUACUGUUUUUCUUGAAAGUUUAGGUUUGUAAGAUAAUACUAUUGAACCCAUAAAAAAAUCAUAUUGUGUUACAUUGUUGUAUUGCCAACGGAGUUUUCUUCAGAUUGAGGGUACUUAUCAACAACUCUGGCAAUAAGGACACUUAUUAUCCAAUUCUUUCAGCAUCUCACAUUUAUUUUAUCAAUAAGCUGUCUUCUCUGAAGAAACUUUAGUAUUUAAUACCAACCUAUCUUACCUAACAUCUAUACAGUUCUUAGAGGAAAAUUAACAAAUUUGUUUUCUAUAUCAUUCGUACUUUGUGUUUACCUUUUUAUGACUGGAAGUCGCGUAAUCAGCUUAAUGUAGCUUUUAGAAAAUAAAGAUCUGUUAUAUCGUAUUUAUAUUGGUUACUUGGUAGGUAAUUUUAGGUAAAUGAAUAAACCCAUAUUACCAAUGUUUGUUAAUCAAAUGCCUUGCUUGACGUAACUGAGAGUUAUUUUAUACAUUUUAUAAUUAAACAAAUUAACCUUUAUUUUAUAUAGAUAUAUGUAUUCCAAAUGAAUUUGUAGGCAAAAUGUAAUUAGUCGGUUAAGUGUCUAAAGUAGCCAUUUCGAAGCUGCACACAUUGCGUAUUGGUCCUUAAAGCCGUUUUUACCACUGGCCCGAGGUCUAAGCUUGCUAACCAAAAAACGACCUUCAUGUUUUAAAUUUAGAAUUCAAUUUUGAUUGUAAUUGCGAGGCGAUAAGGCGUCCGUGGGACUCGAGAGGUUUAAACAAAGGUUACUACGUAUUGUCGGAUUCGAAAUGUCGUUAUAAGUAUUGUGUUAAAUUGUCAAUAUCAUGCCAUGAGUACGAAGACAAUUCUUCUAUUUGUUUAUUCGCUUUAGUCAAAAAUGUUGCAUUUGUGAGUGGUAUAAACAUGAGUCACAAU
Messenger RNA from Cydia pomonella (codling moth), 8869 nucleotides. It is a transcript of the gene ck, whose product is annotated as myosin-VIIa. NCBI's taxonomy places the organism in Eukaryota, Metazoa, Arthropoda, Insecta, Lepidoptera, Tortricidae. The record is from RefSeq and is a predicted model, not a curated record. Gene Ontology annotation, molecular function: cytoskeletal motor activity; ATP binding; protein binding. The transcript is spliced from 14 exons. The coding region runs from base 368 to 6868 and encodes 2166 amino acids. Gene Ontology annotation, cellular component: cytoskeleton; myosin complex.